Molecule: messenger RNA, 5425 nt
Organism: Micropterus dolomieu (smallmouth bass)
Lineage: Eukaryota; Metazoa; Chordata; Actinopteri; Centrarchiformes; Centrarchidae
Product: 6-phosphofructo-2-kinase/fructose-2,6-bisphosphatase-like
Exons: 14
Coding region: 393-1781 (462 amino acids)
Biological process (GO): fructose 2,6-bisphosphate metabolic process; fructose metabolic process
Cellular component (GO): cytosol; 6-phosphofructo-2-kinase/fructose-2,6-biphosphatase complex
Molecular function (GO): fructose-2,6-bisphosphate 2-phosphatase activity; ATP binding; 6-phosphofructo-2-kinase activity
Source: RefSeq, a predicted model, not a curated record
CCCCUCCAACGGGACUGGAGCUGAAUAAAAACAAAACCAAUAAAAUCAUUCAGCCACAUGCGCGCUCACACCCCAGCUGCACAACCCGCGCACAAAUGCACCAUUAUGUAAGUGGUAGCCUAUGAUAUUUUGGGAGCCGUCUAACAUAUGGGACACCGUGUCCUGCUGGUGGACUCCCCAACACCACCCCGCUCCCCCCUGGCCCGCAGAGCGGAGGUGGUGUGGGAGGUAGAGGGGUCUGCCGGGGGCAAGGAGUGGACUACAGAGCAGAGAGUGUAGCUGCACGCUGAAGGAGGCUGACGGGGUUGUCAGGCGUUUAUUUUGAAGGGGGUGGGGGUCGUGAGAUCAGGAGCCAACCACGUGUUUUCUGAGUCUCUGCUUGAAAAAAAGAAAUGGAGUCCAAGAAGCAGAGGGUGCCACAUGUGCGGCGGCUGCUGCGCGUGCGACGCGAGAGCACAGCAUCGGUGCCCCAGUUCACCAACUCCCCGACCAUGAUAGUGAUGGUGGGACUCCCGGCGAGAGGGAAAACCUACAUCUCCAAAAAGCUCACCAGAUACCUGAACUGGAUCGGCGUUACGACUAAAGCGUUCAAUGUCGGGCAGUAUAGAAGAGAUGCCACACGGUCCUACAAAAGCUUCGAGUUCUUCAGACCCGACAACACAGAGGCCAUGAAGAUACGCAAGGCCUGUGCCAUCACUGCCCUCAAAGAUGUGUGUGAGUACUUCACCAGAGAGCAGGGGCAGGUGGUGGUUUUCGAUGCCACCAACACCACCCCAGAGCGCAGAGAGGUCAUCCUCAGCUUUGCCAAGGAAAACGGUUACAAGGUCUUCUUUGUGGAGUCCAUAUGUGAUGAUCCAGAAAUCAUCGCUGAGAAUAUUAAACAAGUGAAGCUGAGCAGCCCCGACUAUGCCGACUGUGACAAAGAGGAGGCUGUGGCUGACUUCCUGAAGAGGAUCGAAUGUUACAAGUUGACCUACGUCCCACUGGAUGACAACAAGGACAGGAACAUGUCCUACAUAAAAAUCUUCAACGUGGGCAGCAGAUACCUGGUGAACCGUGUCCAGGACCACAUUCAGAGCAGGAUAGUCUACUACCUCAUGAACAUCCACGUCACACCAAGAUCCAUCUACCUGUGUCGCCACGGAGAGAGCGAACUCAACCUCGUGGGUCGCAUCGGGGGAGACUCCGGGCUGUCGCCUCGCGGGGCAAAGUUUGCCAGUGCUCUGGGUGAGUACAUGCGUGGGCAGUGUAUCACUGACCUGAAGGUGUGGACGAGCCACAUGAAGAGGACCAUCCAGACCGCAGAGGCUCUGGGAGUCCAGUAUGAACAGUGGAAGGCCCUCAAUGAGAUAGACGCUGGGGUUUGUGAGGACAUGACAUAUGAGGAGAUUCAGGAGCAUUACCCAGAGGAGUUUGCACUGAGGGACCAAGACAAGUAUCGCUACCGUUACCCUAAAGGAGAGUCGUAUGAGGACCUUGUCCAGCGUCUGGAGCCGGUGAUCAUGGAGCUGGAGAGGCAGGAGAACGUAUUAGUCAUCUGUCACCAGGCUGUGAUGAGAUGUCUGCUGGCCUACUUUCUGGACAAGAGUGCUUAUGAGCUGCCCUACCUGAAGUGUCCUCUCCACACAGUUCUGAAACUCACCCCAGUCGCCUACGGUUGUAAAGUGGAGUCUGUCUUCCUCAACAUUGAAGCUGUUAACACACACAGGGACAAACCAGAGAACGUGGACGUGAACAGAGAACCGGCAGAGGCGUUAGAGACGGUCCCAGAACACAUCUAGAGGAGGAAACGCAACAGGGACCUGGAUCAUUUCCAUCCACCCUCAUGGAAAGUGGCCUUUUUUAAAAUUUAAUGAAUCAUACUGUUCAUUGUUAUUGUGGUCAUUGUUGUGAAAUAGACAAACUUUAUCUGAUAUGUGAAAAUGAGACAUUUCUCCUACAGCAUUUCCACCGUAGAUGCACUUUAUAAUGCAGGGCUCAGGUCAACUGUCAGUGAUAUGAAGAAGAGGAGUCCUUUACUGUGAAAAACUACUGAACACUGUCCAGAGGACCAGGAUUACUGUGGGAAUAUUCUUGUAUAUUUCCUCUUCCCUUCUUGUACUAUAAGUACUUGUACUCUUAACGUGAACUGGCAUGUCGGUUUGAGCCAUUUGCAAUCUUCCUCCACAUUCAGAGGUAUAUUAUGAGAAUCAGAUGACUGGUAAGAAGGUAUUAUUUCUGAGAGGCUGUGGUUUUGUUACUCGUAGUCACAGCGGUAUGAAGAGGAGAAGAGAGUUUUCACAGUGUUGACUAAAAGCUGAAGGAGACUUUAGGGAAUAGUUUGACAUUUUGAGAAAUUUGCUUUCUUGCCGAGUUAGAUGAGUCAAUACCAAUAUCAAUACCACACUGGUGUCUAAAUAUGACGUGACAGAGAUAUGACAAUUAGCUUAGCAUAGCAUAAUGACUGGUAAUGGGGGCAACAGCUAGCCUGGCUCUGAGAAAUCUAACACAAAUCUUCCUACCAGCAUCUCGAAAGCUCAAUAGUUAACACCUUAUAUCUUGUUGGCUUUAUCCAUGCAAAAAAACAACCUCAUAUGCACAACAAGACUCAAAAAUAUAGCAUUGAAUUUUAAAGUAAAACAAAUGUAGUUAAGUUUACAUUCACACAUGUUGCGUAUCCUUCCACCUUCCUUAUUUUAAAUUGAGCAUUGUUUACAUCCGUGUUAACUAGUUGCAGUCUUCUUCUACACUGACUUUGUGUUUCCUGGUGCCACCAACUGUCAAUCAGCAGAAGAGCGUGAAACCAACAGCACGAUGUGAAUCGUAAAAACAUCGCUCCAAAGUGUUACUAGUGGUCACACUCCACAGGACCACCUUUUUUAAUUAGCUUCACCUAGAAAGUAAAAUUUCCUCAGGAGACCCUUGUUUCAAUAAAGGACACGAUAGUGUAAAUAUAUUCAUGUACUUCUUUCCACGUGUCUCUAGAUUUGGUCUCUAGUCAGAAAACAUGUGUUUGUAAACACAGUUUCAGCUCUUACUGGAGUCUGCACUGGUUGCUUGACUCCAGGAAGUCACCGCUUCCUUGGUAGAUGUUGUUAACCUUUGGACAGACCCGAGCUAGCGGUUUUCCUUUGUUUUCAGUCUUUAUGCUAAGCUAAGCUAACCGCCUGCUGGCCCCAGCUUCGUUUUUACCAUACAGAGACUCGGGUGGCAUCAAUCUUCUCAUCUAACUCCCUGCAAGAAAGUGAAUAAGUGAAGUGUCGAACUAUUCCUUAAACUUAAACUGGCCUGUAAGUCAUUUUGUGUCAUGUCUAAAUUCACAGAGGAACAUCAUACAAGUAUCCAAAUUACUCUGGUAAAUUUUGGGUGGAGGUGGUGGUGUAACUUGUUGCAGUGGACAUGUCACGGUGUUGUACGUUGGUAUAAAUGCUGAAUGAAACUAGAAGGGACAUUUGGCACUUUAACUGCCCAAUACCAUGAUGUGCCUCACACAAGUCAAAUAUACAUGAGUACUCUAUGCACCCUCCAUAUAGACUGGAGGCAGAUGCAGGCCUUGUACUCUGUGUGUGUACUGUACUAUGUUUUUAACGAACACACCUGAGGGGAUCUGGUGCAAACGUUUUUUUUUUUUAAAUUUGGAACUAUUUUACAGAUGACUGAUGGCUGUUUGUUAAACCUUUGUGAACUACAUUAUGUUCAUGGUCUUCAUGAUCAGUUUAGUGCAGCUGUGUAGUGAUCAGGGUUACUUGGGUCUUAGGUCAGGAUCUGGGGCCUCUUUGGUUUACCUGGCUUUACUGAAUCCGGCAUCAGGGAACCUGGAUAACUGGUAUCAUAAAGCUGCUUCUCAGCAGACUCUGUCAAACACUCAGAAAGUGUUAUUCACCAAUAUACAAAACAAUUAAUCGCACAGCUUGAAGAGAAUAAGAUGCUGUAAAAACAUUCAGAAAUAAUAUCCAAAUAUUAAAAGUAGUGCUAAAGCUCCUAAUGUGGGAAAAGUCGUAGCCUAAAUGCCAACGUAAAACCAACAAAAAAGUGAUUCUGCUGCCAGACAUCUGACCAAAAUGUUGCACUUAUAAUUGAUUGGGAGCUAAUUCACCUGUGGAUUUUAUUUUCUGAUAAAAGUUAACUGAGGGUAUACUUUUAUUUCCAGUUAUCAUCAUAAAGUCGUCUUUUUAGUCCUGAGCUGCAAUGAUUUUAAAAAGUUGGUUAUAACAUAUAGUUUGGUGAAUUAUGCCUCAGCUGUUUUAAACUAAAACAGACACAUGUAAGCUCUUUCCCUUUUGUUUUAGAUAGGAUCCCAUAGGAAUAAUUAUGCUUUAUUUUUGCCAAUGAUACUACUGAUAUCAGCCCGAUACAGACUCAAAUAGCUGGAUCCGGUAUCAGUGACAAGAUGGUCAAUCUAUUCAAUUACACGUGUACUACACAAUGUGUCAGCAGUGGGCACAAUGACCCAAACAUUUUGCUAGGAGAGCCACAUAGCAUUUUGUUUUACAAAGUUAGGAAGCAAUGUCAAGCGUGAUGUUGCCUUAUACAUAAAAUAUUGAUUUCCAGUCUCGUCCUCACAGUGAGGAUUACAUCUUCUUCAUCUUCUUUACACUUGUAUGAGAUCGGUACUCAGCAUCAGCCGAUACCCAAAGUCCAGGUAUUGUAUCGGGACUGAAAAAGUCAGAUUGGUGCAUCCCUACUGACUGGUCAGUAGUCGAGCUCUUGCCAACUUAUGAUUUUUUCCUCUGAAGUUAAACUUCUGGGGAGCUGAUUAGCCCUGCAGCAUAAGUUUGCAUCAUUAGUGAUCUGUCGUAAAAAAAAAAUAAAAAAACAUAAUUAAAAAAGUGAACCAGCUUCAUGGUACCAGAAAACCCGAGUUAAACCCAAAGAUCGCCGGCUAACCUACAAAUCUCGCUUUCUGAUGCAGGAUCCUGCUGUUCUGCUUCUCAAAAGCAGUAGUAUUCAAUUCAACAGUUACUUUGGGUCACCUGGGGGAGCAAUAGCAAAUACAAUUUUCUCAGGGGAACUUUAUUUAAUGAAAAUAAAAAGGGAUGCCAGCACACGUCAGUGUAAAUAAAUGCAUGUUUGUCUUCCAACACAAUGUGACGAGUGUCAGAAAACUAGAAUCUAAAAUAUCAAGUCGUCCCUUUAAAGCACAUGUUCAGCUGUUACGGUCAGUGGCAGCAAAUGCAGUGUCAAAUCAGUACACUUGUGCUUUUCAAACUGUAUCUAAAAGGUCACAGCUUUGUCAUUAUGCGUUUCUCUAUGUACAUGUGCAAUUGUGCCUGUGUGUCCUGAGCUCUGUAAUAUGUAGCAACUAGGACGUCAAGUAGGUCCUUAAACAGGACUGUCUUAUUGUGGAACAGCAAUAAAAAGUCAAUCAAUGCAAUCACUCAUGUUGAAUCUGUUAUAAAAGAUUUUAUUUUCAAGUCCAGGCAAUAUAAUAAAAAUGGAUAUCUGA